Messenger RNA from Amoebophrya sp. A120, 3957 nucleotides. The record is from the annotation of a GenBank genome assembly. Lineage: Eukaryota; Dinophyceae; Syndiniales; Amoebophryaceae.
GUCGUCGAGCAAACGGAAUUUCAACUUUCCGAGCAGGAGCGGGACUUCGCCGCGAAGUGGUACCACUCGAAAAACUAUGGGAAACAAACAACAAACAAUCUCCUCGACGACGACGAGCAGACAGAGAGCAUGAAGGCCGACGUGAAGCUCCCCGACACGAGUGGAAAGGACAAAUACGGCCAGAAGAUUCUUUACAGCCCGAAAACGGUCGAGACGCUGCAGUUCAUGGACCACUCCGCGAUCAACUACGAGCUGAUCGAAGAAACGCUGCGGUGGAUUGAGCGCUUAUCCACGCAAGAGAAGAUCGCACGGCACGAGGGCGCGGUGUUGGUGUUUCUACCCGGUAUGCCGGAAAUCUCCCGGUGUUUGAACCACUUGUACUCGACCGAGUGGUUUGGCGACGAAAGCGAGUUCACGAUUCUCAGUUUGCACUCCCAGUUGUCGGACCAAAAGACCGCGUUCCAACCCGCGGCGAAAGGGAAGCGGAAGAUUGUGCUUUCCACAAACAUCGCGGAAACGGGCGUGACCAUCCCCGACAUUGUUUUUGUCGUGGACGCGGGCAAAGUGAAGCAGAACAGCUACCACGAAGCGUCCAACACGUCCAGCCUGAAGGAAGUAUUUGUCUCCCGCGCCGAGGCGAUCCAGAGGAAGGGGCGGGCCGGGCGCGUCCGGAGCGGUUUCUGCUUCCGCUUGUACACAAAGAGGCGGUUUGACAAGAAUUUCCUGCCCGCGCCGGUCCCGGAGCUGCUGCGGUGCAGCUUGACGGAGCCGAUGCUUUCCGUUCUCGUCGCGGGGUUUCAACCGACGUUGUUCCGCGACGCGCUGGACGCGCCGCCGGACCAGCGAAUCACCCAGGCGCUGUUACUCCUGUGCGACGUCGGCUGCGCCUUUUCUUCGAACACGACCUCGCAGAUGACGGCCGCGCUGAUCGCGAAUUAUCUGCAGAAUUACACCGGCAACGCGCAGCUCGCGAGCAACAAUCUCCAGUUCCAGAUCACGCCCUUGGGACUCGCGCUGGCGAAGCUACCCGUCGAUAUUCGGCUCGGGAAAAUGCUGUUGCUGGGCAAGAUUUUCGGCGGGUCGGAGUACUUAUUGAACACAGUCUCCGCACUAUCCAAGAAAAAAACUGUGUUAGUGUAAGUCUUUUGGGAAAACAGCAUCACAAGUUUGCUUGCCAUGACAGGACAAACUUGUUAUGCGCAGAUACAAAGGGAAAACACAUAGGAAGCGAGCCGGUCAUGCAUGUCGAGCAUGACAAGUGUACCUGUUUGGGAUUUUCUGCAUCACAGAUUUACACUUACACAGUUUUUUUCUUGCAUACGCACUGUCCAUCGCGUCCAGUAACCGGGUGUACCUCGAAUUCAUGGACGACGCGAAAUAUGAAAGUGCACUACAACUCCCCCUCCCCCUCAUUUGUGAUGCAAAAUACCCAAUCCACGCUUUCCCUCCUGUCACUAUUAUGCAUGACAAGUUCUGGUAGCCCAAAUAGCACUACACUCCAGUGCAAAUUUGUCAUGCAAAACCGGCAUUCUUGCUGAUGCUUGUGCUCCCGUUUAUGUUAUACAAAUGAUGCUGGGGAGGGGGGUUUGUGCACUGGGAUACGAAAAAACAGCAGGCCAAGCAGAAACAAGAAUCCUUCUACGAAAAGUUGUGCGGGAAAUUCAACGGGGCGAUCGUGUCCGACCAUCUCGCGUUGGCGGAGCUGCUGUAUGAAAAGGAAAAAUCCCCCCUCCCCAUAUCGAAAAGGAAAUCUGUGAUGCUGGAUUUGCGUACACAAAUCCGAUUUGUAUUGCAGGAAGGCACACCGAGCAGAUCCCCAGGCUAGGUAGGGGCGUACGGGCCUAGUUGCUCAGCACUGCAAACGGCUGACCUUUCGGCCCAACAGCAUGGCAAAUCGCUUCCAUAAUGGGGCGGAAGCUUCUGCCCUUGCCUUCUUGCAAGAGAAAUGUGAUUUGUGACCUCAAAUCAGCAACACAAAUUUUCGGAAAGAUACCUUUUCGAUAUGGGGAGGGGGGAUUUUUCCUCUCAAUAUGCUGAGGGAUUUUGAAAAACUGGGGGAGGUGAAGCCACAGGAAGUUAUAGACAAGGAAGAUGAUCGAAAAAACUCGUCAGCGAACACUGGCAAAUCGUACCAGAAGGAGUCCCUGAGGCAGGCCCAGGAACGGUUCGCCCGGAGUUAUUUCGUCAACAAAAGUGCCUUACUGCAGAUGGCGGAUGUGAAGGAGGACUUGCGAGGCAAGCUGGAAAUGACGACGGCGAAAAGUUGUAAAGGUUCAAAUAGUAUCAGCGCACAAAAUUAUGAGCCUACCACCGCACAACUUGUGAAAAAGGACCGUCCGGUGCUUGCGGCCUGUCUGGUCGCCGCCGGAUUGCGGCCCAACAUCGCCUAUCAAAUGCAAAAAUGUCUGGGUCUGGAAACUUGUGAUGCUGGUUGGCGUAUCAUGAGGCGGCCACAAGUGCUGCCUCAGCAUGACAAGUUUCUGAGCUUCGAGGUGUUGCCUAUUCUGCAUCACAAACUGCGUUUCUGCAUGACAAAAAAACGGGGAUCUUGGGUAACGUGCAUGACAUACUUUGGGGUCAUGCUGGCAGAGCAUGACAGACCUUCCAUUCUUCCAGACCCAGACAUUUUUAUAAUCCAUAUCGCCCGGAUGGAGCACGCGUCGGCCAUGCCGUCGACCGGCAAGGGCGGCGGGAAGCAAGACGGGUCCUCCAACUGGUCGCUGGUAAUCUCUAUCCUGUGCAAAAGUAUCGCACUCGUAUUGCAAUCAUGCAUUACAAAUCUUCUUUUUAACGUAAAUCGCAUGAUUUCGCAUACCUGCGAGGCGCUCGCGCUUUGCGGUCAGGCUUCGGCCAGUUGUUUUGUAAUCCAGUUCGACACCUGGUAGCCACCGGAGGAGAAGGGGCUGCUGGGUGGUUGAGUCGGGGGUUAGGACUAGAGCCAUGGAUGAGGAGGUAAUGGCGCCACUGGUUCUUGAAUGCCAGAGGCAAGAGGAGACGCCAACGGCAAACUCCCCCCUGGUGGCCGGGCACUGCUAAAACGGGCGGUGAAACGUCACUGGGGGUGCAGAAGUAGUCUAACCGCUACUGCAGAAACAUUUACCUUCUGAGAAUUACACUACAGUAUGUGGGAGGCUUUUACCGCUCACCUUGAGAAGCACACACGUCAUUCUUUUUAACGUAAAUUUGCAUUACAAAUUUUAUUUCUGAUGCUGAGGAAAUUAAUGCAUUUAUACGAGUACGAUACUCUUGCAGUUCAUAAUCUCCGCGGGCAACGAGCAGAACAUCCGGCUGCACCCGCACAGUUCCUUCCUCCACCAGUCCCGGUUUUUGCAGAACCAGCACCGGUGGCUGAGCUACUACGCGAAAGUGAAAACGAGCAGUUUGUACCUGCGAGACGCGACGGUGAUCACCAAUCCGAUCUGGUUUCUGUUAUUUCACAGCGAGGAGUGGGAUUUGUACCCCACGCAACGGUGUAUCGUGUUCAACAACCACUACACGGGGCUCGGACCAACCUCUAGCAACAGCGCCACGUCCAACGCGCGGGACUGGCAGUGCGUGAGCAUCGCGCCCAGCACCGCGGUGAUCCUGCGGCAACUGAAAAUGCGGUUCGCGCGAGUCUUCCGGGAGUGGGUGCGGAGCACGGUCAGUGAAAAGGGUGCGGCGGGGGGUAGUAGUUCAUCCUCUAGUCCCUACGCGAACGGACAACUGUCUCCAGAUGCGGAUAGGUUGGUGACAAUGGUGAAAAAAAUCAUCGAGGCAAAACCGCCGACGACGCUGAGCUUCUGAGGUCGUAGAUAACCCCCAGUUGGCGAGCGGGAAGCUUUGUAAGGUUUUGUCACAUGGUCAAACAUGCUGCGUCUGUCAUUACAUACUAUGCGCAAGAUGAAGACUGUCAUUACCUUGAGCGGUUGUAGCCCUGCAGUACUUUUUCAACUUAUCGCGUUCAUCGACAAUCUG